UCCAGACGCUGGUCCCCUUACAGUCUGCGAGCUAUGAUAGAGACCUCCGUCCGGAUACUAAGAAUUUGCAUGGUUCUGCUGCUGCUUGGGCCAAACCUCCUGAACUGCCAGCACAACGCACAGCACAGAAAGGUUCCUCAGAGGAUAGAGCCCCAGCAGGACCCUCUUGCUGGGGAGGGGGAAGCGUCGGGCUCCUGGGGUCCCUGGGGACCCUGGGCAUCCUGCUCCCGCACGUGUGGGGGAGGGGUGCAGGAGCAGACCCGCACCUGCCUGCCAGCAUACACCCGCCCUCCCCCUUACCCCCCUGCCCUCCCUCCACUGUCCUCUGGCCAUGUGGUAUCAGCCCUGCGCCCCUCUGUCCCCCUGCACCGAGACACGGGACAUCCCCUCUACUCAAACGGGACGCGCCCGGGCAGCCACAGAGACCCGAGGGUCCUUCAGCGAGACCCCCGCCCCGGUCGCAGGAGGGGCGGAGAAAAGCACAUCGUCCCUGGGAAGUAUGGCUACGGGAGGAUGCCCUAUGUCGUGCCCCUGCAGACGGACACUGGCCAGGGCCAGGGUGGCUCCCGAACCCGUAGCCGGCGGCACACUCCCCCGGGCGGCCCCCAGACAUCAGCCCAGCACAGGGGCCACCAGCAGCCCUACGGAAAGUUCAGCCCUGCCUACAGCUACGACGUCACCCGCCACCGGCCCCACACGCCCCAGCCCAGGACACACCCGGCCCGGGCCUCCCUCUACCAGCCCGACCCGGCCCACAAUUCCCAGCGUGACCCUCAUACCAGCGGCAUGCCCUAUGGGGGGUCUCCUCAGCAGCCUGGACCCCUCAGCCCCCUGCCUGUGACGGCCUGCACAGGAGCCGAGAAACGAUACAAAAUGUGCAACAUUAACUCCUGUCCCCCAGCUAGCAAGAGCAUCAGAGAGGCGCAGUGCUCUUCUUACAACAGCCACCCCUUCAUGGGCCGACUGUACCAGUGGGAGCCUUUCAACGAAAUUCGAGGGGAUCAGCACUGUGAGCUGAACUGUCGGGCCAUCGGUUUCCGUUUCUACGUGCGACAGUCGGAGAAAGUUAUUGACGGGACACCAUGCGGCGAGAAUGAGACGUCUGUCUGCGUGGACGGGAAGUGUCAGACUCUGGGCUGUGAUGAGUACCUGGGCUCAGGUAAAGUGUUGGACAAGUGUGGAGUGUGUGGCGGGGACAACUCAACCUGCAGGGUGGUCUCCGGGAUCUUCAAGCACCCCCUGACGAAGGUGGGUUACCACAAGAUUGUGGAGAUCCCCGAAGGGGCCACCAAGAUCAACGUCACCGAGAUGAUCAAGAGCCGAAAUUAUCUGGCUUUGCGCAGUCGAUCGGGACGCUCCAUCAUCAAUGGAAACUGGGCCAUCGACCGGCCAGGGAAGUACGAGGGGGUGGGCACCAUGUUCACCUACCGCCGGCCCAAUGAGAUCACCAACACUGCGGGGGAGUCCUUCCUGGCCGAGGGGCCCACCAACGAGAUCCUGGAUGUCUAUAUGAUCUAUCAGCAGCCUAAUCCUGGAGUGCAGUACGAGUACAUUCUCCCCAUCGAAAACCCAGCCGCUCCACAGUUCCCAACCAGUCCGCAGUACCCAAACAAUCCGCAGUACCCAAACAAUCCGCAGCUCCCUCCCGACACCAGGCCCAGCGGGAACACUCUGAAUGGCCAGGGUGGGUAUGUUCAUCCCAGCAACCCAAGCCAGGAAGGGUACGACCACACCGGCAGGGACAGGUACCCUUCCCAGAUCCCCGACAACCAGGUGCCAGCGGCCCAGCCGCCCAGGCGACAGCGGGAGCACAACUGGAAACCCGUGGGCAGCACGGACUGCAGCGCCUCCUGUGGCCGAGGUACCAGGCACACAGUGUUCCGCUGCGUCCACAGGGUCACCCACGAACAGGUGACAGACAGCCUGUGUGACGGUGCCACCAGGCCAAACCCACAGGAGGAGCCCUGCAAUGUACAGCCCUGCCCUGCUUUCUGGGACAUCGGCGAGUGGUCCGAGUGCAGCAAGACCUGUGGCCUGGGCAUGCAGCACCGGCAGGUGCUAUGCAGGCAGGUGUACGCCAACCGCACCCUGAACGUGCAGACCAGCCGCUGCCAGCACCUGGAGCGGCCCGAGACCACCAGCACCUGCCAGCUGAAGAUCUGCAGCGAGUGGCAGAUCCGCACCGAGUGGAGCACCUGCUCGGUGCCCUGUGGCGUGGGGCAGAAGUCUCGGGAGGUGCGCUGUGUCAGCAACGUGGGCGACUUCGUGGCGGACGAGGAGUGCAACAUGAAACUGCGGCCCAACGAUGUGGAGAACUGCGACAUGGGCCCCUGUGCCAAGAGCUGGUUCUUCACAGAGUGGAGCAGCCAGUGCUCCGCUGAGUGCGGAUUGGGGGUGCGGACCCGGAAUGUUCUGUGUCUGACCAAUCACGUCAGCAGCCUGCCCCUGGAGGGCUGCGGGUCAGAGCGCCCUCCGACGACCCAGGCGUGUAACAACGGCCCCUGUGACAGUCACAUAGAGUGGUACACUGGACCGUGGAGUCAGUGCUCUGCGGAGUGCGGCCCGGGCAGCCAGCAGAGGGAGGUGGUGUGCCUGAUGAAGUCAGACGAGGGCUUCAGCGUGCUGCCACCCUACGAGUGCUCCUCCCUGGACCGGCCCCUGAGCCAGCAGAGCUGCCAGCUCAAGGCCUGCGGGGCCAAGUGGUACCACACAGACUGGAGCGCUUGCUCAAAGACAUGCGAGGGGGGGUUCCGGGUGCGAGAGGUGCGCUGUCUCUCAGACGACAUGCUGUCCAGCGAGGAAUGCGAGGCGCAGCUGCGGCCGGAGGAGCGGGAGCCCUGCAACCCCGAGCCGUGUGUGCCGCAGAUAGACGAGAACUGCCGGGACAAAUACUUCAACUGCAACGUGGUGGUGCAGGCCCGCCUGUGCGUCUACAACUACUACAAGGCGGCGUGCUGUGCGUCCUGCACGCGCGUGGCCCAGCGGCAGCCGGCCUACCGUGGGCGCAGAUAACCCCCUCUCCUGCGCCCUCCCCCCCCC
Messenger RNA from Megalops cyprinoides (Indo-Pacific tarpon), 3039 nucleotides. RefSeq names its product thrombospondin type-1 domain-containing protein 4-like. Gene Ontology annotation, biological process: extracellular matrix organization. The record is from RefSeq and is a predicted model, not a curated record. Gene Ontology annotation, cellular component: extracellular matrix. Bases 34 to 3012 code for a protein of 992 amino acids. The transcript is spliced from 17 exons. NCBI's taxonomy places the organism in Eukaryota, Metazoa, Chordata, Actinopteri, Elopiformes, Megalopidae. Gene Ontology annotation, molecular function: metalloendopeptidase activity.